Molecule: messenger RNA, 1827 nt
Organism: Asparagus officinalis (garden asparagus)
Lineage: Eukaryota; Viridiplantae; Streptophyta; Magnoliopsida; Asparagales; Asparagaceae
Product: probable transmembrane GTPase FZO-like, chloroplastic
Exons: 11
Coding region: 1-1476 (491 amino acids)
Biological process (GO): thylakoid membrane organization
Cellular component (GO): chloroplast membrane
Source: RefSeq, a predicted model, not a curated record
AUGCCUUAUGUCCGACCUUGUGACAGUUAUAGCAAACUCUCUGAAACUUGCACUGCUGAGGCGCUCUCUGAUCAUGCUGGGGUCCCUUCUUAUGAGGACCUUGCUGCUGCUGCUGAGAUCCAUAAAAAGACACACUAUUGCACAAUUAAGAUAAAGAUAACUACUAUUUUGAAUAGACUCGAGCCAUGGUUCUAUGCUUGCAAAGGCUACAACAAGAAGGUAGAUAAAGAUGUCAGUAAAGAUAGUCUGAAUGAUAAAAGUCGCAGAAUCAUUGAUGAAUUAGUACCAAGGUACAUAGUUAAGAUUCUCGUGAAAAAUAGCACGGAUAAUGCAAGAGUAAUACUGUUUGAUGCGAUAGAAACUCUUAUUGGAUGCGCAACAGAAAAAUUCAUUAUAGGAAAGGAGGUGUAUUUCCUUGUCUUUUCUGUAAUUGCAGGACGAACAGGCCUCCGACCUCUCACAAACCCUAGAUCUGAGGCAGCCGAUUCUCUAAGUCCCCAUCUCUCAGUCUCAUCUCCAUUUCUCGUCGACGACCUGUGCUCCUCCCUACCCGCUCCGACGCCCUCCUCCCACUCCGACGACGCCCUCCCUACCCGCGAUGAUGACUUGUGCUCCUCCCUCUCCGACGCCCUUCUCUCCGUGACGACGCCCUCCUCCCCGAUUGUUGCAUUUCUUCUCUAUGUACAACAAUGGAAGAAAAGGAUUGUGUUUGUUUUAAACAAACUGGAUAUCUAUCGAAAUACCAGUGAGCUUGAGGAAGCCACUGCAUUCAUUAAAGAGAAUACAUGCAACCUACUAAGUGUAGAAGACAUAAGGUUGUAUCCUGUGUCUGCACAUUCUGCACUGGAAGCAAAAAUUUCUGCUUCAAAUUACAGUAAAAGAAGCUAUGAUCAGCUUUUAUCUAACGAUCCUCGGUGGGCAACUAGUAGAUUUUAUGAACUAGAAAAGUUCCUGUUCAGUUUCUUGGAUGGUUCAACAGAAUAUGGUAUGGAAAGAAUGAGGCUUAAACUUGAAACACCAAUUGGCAUUGCAGAUCGAUUGCUAAGUUUUUGUGUAAGGCUUGUGAAACAAGAUUAUGAAAAUGCCAGUCAAGAUUUGAUAUCUAUUAAAGAAAUGGUUAAGAGUGUUGAUGUGUGUACUAUGAAGAUGGAGCAAGAGAGUAGGUCUUGGAGGAAACGUGUUGUCUCACUGAUUGAGACAGCAAGAACUCGAGCAAUAGAACUUGUGGAGUCUACCCUUCAACUGUCAAAUGUUGAUAUUAUUGCUACGUAUACUUUCAAAAGAGAAGGAUCAGCCCCCUUGCCUGUCACUUCAGCUGUUCAAAAUGAAAUUAUCAAUCCUGCUAUCACUGAUGCACAGUUAGCUUAUUUUGGAAUUUUAUUUCUCAUACAAACAAACAUCACAAGGGGAAUCCGCAACCUGCAUUGGAAUCAGAUGAAGGGAAUGACUCAGCACCUAAAUCAUAAUGUUCAUUGACGAGCAUGAAGUUCAUGGUGGUGGAGAGGUUAGAGGAGGUACUCCCGUAGUGCGCAGCAGCACGAUACGACGUUCUAAUGCAGAUGACGCUGAUAACAGGGAUGCCGACAACGACGAUGACGAGGAGUGAGUGAGACUUGUGUUAAGACAUAUUAUGACUUUUGAAUUUUACGUAUAUGUAAUAUAUUUGUGAUUUUAUUGUGUAGUGAAUGAAUAUUAUUUGAGCGUGCGAGAUGUAUUGUGAUCGUGAUUAUAUGAUGAGUAUUGUAUUGUUCGAUAUUGUGGAUUGACAGAUGAAAUUGGAUGAGUAUUCAUUUGGAAUGUGAAUGUAUAUCAUGGUUGAUUUUAUAA